ACUGUGUAUGAUCAUUUUUUGUAAUGGCUCCAUGAAUUCUCAGUUUCCUCUAAGAAGAGGGCCUUCCACAAGGCAUGCUGUUUCAAAGAAACAACAGGAAGUUCAAAAGUGCUACCAAAAGGAAGAAGAUGUUUUGCCAGCAGUUUGUUUAAUGAAAUACUUUCUCAUCAGAAAAAACUGGCAGAAAAUCACAGAAUCCGUGUGACCUAACUGGGUUAGAUAAAUGCUUCCCGCAGAUUUAUUUGCUGAUCCACAUUGUGGCUGCAUGUGUUGGAUUCCCCUCUAUAACUACUAAUGCAUGCAAUGUUAUUUUAAAAGGUUUGCUUCAAUAGCAUAAUGCAAGUCAAUGUUCACCCUUUUUCAAACUUAAAAAAAAGAUCUGAUAUAAUUUUACAGGAGACAAGGCAGAGACAACAUUCUCACCAUGUGCUCAUAAGCUAAUGCGUUUGGUUGAAGCCAAAGGCGGACAUGUGGUGAUAGAAAAUAGUUCAUUUGGUAUGGUGGCAUUCUUAAAAUCUUGUGAUGUGCCUACAUUUGCCAAGUGUCAUCAAUGUAAUUUUUACAAAGAGCAGCAUGACAUAGACUGUACAAAACUAAUAAUAAGUAACUAAUACCCUGUCUAGGACAUAAAAUAGCAUAAACAAGUAUGUGACCACAGCAUGCUAUGAUGGCUCCAGUUCAGUGCUUGUGGCUCUUUUGGAGCAGUGUUGCAUUUUCUGGUUCUGAAACCCUGCUAUCUGCCCAGGUUUGCGUUCUGUCAAGUGCAUGGAGAAAUUAAUUGCAACAGAAUUCCACAAGUAAUGCCCAUGCUGAUGAAAUUCUCAAGAAAAUAGCCAUGGGAGCUUCUCUUUAUCCCUUUAUCACGGAGGAAAUGAAAUAAUAAUCACUGAGAAUGAGGAGGUGGGAUUGAAUGAAUGAAUUGAAGGUGAAUGCAGCGCUCCAGACAAAUAAAUAACCAAAACACCAGACAGUAUUUAUCCGCAAGAUGCUUUCAAAACAAUACAAAUGUUAUCGCAACACUGCCAAUCUGACAGCACUGACAGGGGGAGCAGACCAAAAGUCGAAUGCGAGACGCAUGCAUACGUGUUACCUCAAGCGCAAUGAACAAAUAAAAUGUGACUUUGUGUAAAUGUUGUUUAAGAACAUAUUGGCGUUCCUGUACUUUCAGAUUAAGGACUACACCGCUGGUUCGGAAGCCCAGGUUUACUAUGCAGCUGAUGUCUCUAUCGGCACAUGACGCACUUAUGUCAAAGCAUAUGAGGCUUUUUGUGUACUGUUGCUAAGAUAACACGUUGAGCGUGUAUACACAAAGCCCCGGGAACAGAUGCAGGCAAAUCAUUUACGCGUUUAAAAUUGAAGUUACUACAGAGUAAACGCUGACAUUUACAACUAUUGCCCCAGGAAAUACCACGAGCCUUGAACGUUUAAAAAAAAAAAAAAAAAAAAAGAUGGCCGAAGUGGAAUCUACAGACAACAUCCUCAUUACAGAAACCCCAGACCAGUGUAAAGACUCUUACUUUACCUACGAGGACCCAUUUGAGCGCUCAGUAAAGUACAUGGAGAAACACAACAUUCUUUACAUCUUCCAGGAGAUUACAGAAAACUUGGUGUAUGCAAGACCUGAAGAACCUCUUCAGUUCAUGUUAGAGCAGGUGCAAACUAUGAUCAAGAAUAAGAAGGAAACCAAUUAAAGCAUUUAAUUUAAUUGCAUGGAAGGACUUACCGUAGCCACAUCAUGAACAGGCACCAGGCGCAUAGUCGAAGAUAAGAACAACAAUUUGUUUUUAUUUAGUAAUCACAGUUAAGCUAGAAUUGCAUCAAUAAUGUUAUUCAGGGUCCUGAUUUCCGUUGAUAAUAUACAAAUAUAACAAAACAUGAAAAGAACAUUUUAGUCCUUUUUUUGUUUUUAAAACAAACCAACCUGUACAAUCUCAAUAGCUAAACUGAGUGUGUGUAUUUCUGGGAAAAUAAAGUAUUGCUUCUUUUGCUACCAAAAUUUAACAUGUGGAUUUCAGAAAUGUAAAAUGUGUAAAAUAAAAUUAUACAAACAUACUGUACGCAAAAUUACCAUUUGCAGAAGUCAAGAAGGAUGCCUGUCAAUCACCCUUUUAUACAUGCCAGUUAUGUAAAAGCCCUAAUGCAUUUAGUACUUUAUGCGUGCCAAUUAUGUUAAAGCCCUGAUGUAUUUAGUAUUUUAUUUCUGCCAGUUAUGUAAAAGCCCUGAUGUAUUUAGCUCAGAAUAUAGAUUUAGAAUUAUACAGUAUAUUGGUGGAUUUAGUUCAAUAAACAGCAUGUUUAACCUGCA
This is a messenger RNA of Polyodon spathula (Mississippi paddlefish), 2305 nucleotides long. It is a transcript of the gene tex55, whose product is annotated as testis expressed 55. The transcript has 4 exons. Lineage: Eukaryota; Metazoa; Chordata; Actinopteri; Acipenseriformes; Polyodontidae. Bases 1449 to 1691 code for a protein of 80 amino acids. The record is from RefSeq and is a predicted model, not a curated record.